This is a messenger RNA of Chelmon rostratus (copperband butterflyfish), 2897 nucleotides long. It is a transcript of the gene dcp2, whose product is annotated as decapping mRNA 2. Gene Ontology annotation, molecular function: manganese ion binding; RNA binding; 5'-(N(7)-methylguanosine 5'-triphospho)-[mRNA] hydrolase activity. Gene Ontology annotation, cellular component: P-body; cytoplasm. The transcript is spliced from 11 exons. The record is from RefSeq and is a predicted model, not a curated record. NCBI's taxonomy places the organism in Eukaryota, Metazoa, Chordata, Actinopteri, Chaetodontiformes, Chaetodontidae. The coding region runs from base 171 to 1385 and encodes 404 amino acids. Gene Ontology annotation, biological process: deadenylation-dependent decapping of nuclear-transcribed mRNA; nuclear-transcribed mRNA catabolic process, nonsense-mediated decay.
GUUCCCGGUGGAGGAAACAGAAGAGAGGAGUUAGUAGUUGAAACCAUAUCUGUGGUUGAUGCUACUUUUCUGUGGCUAAUGUAAAGCUUGGGAUCCACUGAGCUGGAAAUGCGGAUGUAGCUUGCUGUUCUUAUGGCUUUAGCGCCUCUAUGUUCUGAGAUAGAGUCGGGAUGUUUUCAGCCAACAUGGAAACAAAAAGAGUGGAGAUCCCCUCCGGCGUAUUGGACGACCUCUGCAGCCGGUUCAUCCUGCACAUCCCCAGUGAGGAGAGAGACAACGCCAUCCGGGUGUGCUUCCAGAUCGAGCUGGCCCACUGGUUCUAUCUGGACUUUUGCAUGCAGAACACUCCAGGAGCUCCUCACUGUGGGAUAAGAGACUUCGCCAAAGCAGUCUUCCAUCACUGUCCGUUCCUUUUGCCUCAUGGAGAGGAUGUGCAGAAAGUCCUCGAGCAGUGGAAGGAGUAUAAGAUGGGCGUACCUACUUAUGGAGCAAUAAUUCUAGAUGAAUCGCUAGAAAACGUACUGCUUGUUCAGGGCUACCUUGCGAAGUCUGGCUGGGGCUUUCCGAAGGGGAAAGUUAAUGAGGAUGAAGCUCCUCAUGACUGUGCAGUUCGUGAAGUGUUGGAGGAGACGGGCUUUGACAUCAAGAAUCGCAUCUGCAAAGACAUGUACAUAGAGCAGAAAAUCACUGACCAGCUUGUGCGCCUCUACAUUAUACCAGGAGUGUCAAAGGAUACCAAGUUCAACCCCAAAACUAGGAAAGAGAUCAGAAACAUUGAAUGGUUUCCUAUUGAGAAACUGCCAUGUCAUAGGAAUGACAUGACCCCAAAGUCUAAGCUCGGACUUGCCCCCAACAGGUUUUUCAUGGCUAUUCCAUUCAUAAGACCACUGCGAGAAUGGCUCAGCAGGCUGAAAGGCGAGUCAACAGACAGCGACGAGGACUUCGCAAACAAUGGCAGCACUCCCAGCAAACCCUCAGACAAUGCUCGGUCAAAAUCCCGUCGCCUCACAGGUACGGAUGCAUUUCCAGGAGAUGGCUGGACAAAACACAAGCAGCAGAAGGCUCUGGGCCAGCUGAGCCAGUAUGAGCUGAACCAGAACCCAAAUUUGAAAGGCAAUGGCAAGAAAAGUCAGGACUCGCCUUUUGUGAAGAAAGGAGCCGGUGACAAUGGAGCCGGCAACCAGCAGGUGAAAACCAUAUUAAAAGAAGAUAAAAGAAUUCAACCCAGAAGACUGCAAGACAGUUUUGAGAAAGAUGCGGCUCUGUGCAGCUCCAACGAUGACCAGACCGUCCACAGCAGAGCAUGUGAGCACCUGCUGUCCUCGAAGGCUUUCCUCAACUUCAGAUUUGACAGAGACGCCAUCAUGAAGUGCUUUGACUACUGACAUGCUGUUGAAGCGUGUGCCUCUCCUGCGACGUCAAACAGCGGCCUCAGAGAGGUCCUUGUAGUCCAGGCAUGGAUGUUACUGAACAUACCCCUUUGCUUCUUGCCUUGCUUGUCAUGAACACACAUUUGCAAAGGGGAGUUGCCCGUUUCUCAUGGAACACAUCAAGCAAGCUUCACUGCAGUCAUUUGCCUUUGGCGGCCAGCUGUUCAGUGUCCACCCGUUUUAUAAGGUCUGUCCUCAAUCUGCCCGACGCAGAAGUUUAUUUUUACUUCUUCAUCUUUGAACACCUUAAUCCAUGAUUCACUCAAGGAGAGAGGACUGUUCUGGUUAGCCGUCAGUCUUUUAAAGGCAAAGGAUGAAGGGUUUUGACAACAGACUGGAUUUUAAGCACAUAUGAGGUGGCAGUGAAAGGUAAUAAACUCAGCUGUGAUAUCUUAGUGAAUGUGGCCAGUGAAUCAAUGUGAAAUGUAUCAUAUGUAUUGGUUUUAAAAUGUAAUUAUUUAGGCGUUGAUCAUUCUUUCAUUCUUCUUCUGUAAUGUUUCGGAUGCUGACGUAUGGUGGGUAUUAACAGUGUUUUUGGCUUUAUUACCAAAAUGACCUGAGAUUUUAUCCAUGAAUGUAGAAUGUAAUGGGAUAUUAAUCUGUUGUAUGGAAGUCUGUGGUUGCCAGCAUUAAAAUGGAUUCAUUGAAUCAAAUGUUUGUUGGCACAUCAGUAGUUAAGGCCAAAAAAAAAAAAAAAAGAAUUGUCAAAUGAAAAUUCCUUUUGCAAAUCAUUUUCAGUGGCUCUAACAGAACAUUGCUGCACUGAAUCAGACUGUGUGCAACCCAAAUGAAAGUUAGCUUGUCUCUAAUGUAGCUCUCAGGAGUUUUCAUUUAGGUGUAACCUGCCGUAAUUGUGGGUUUUGCACCAUAUGAGAAAACUGGGCUUUCAUUUUGUCGCACAUCAUGCACACACACACAAAACGACAUUUAAGUUUGCUAAAAUAUUCAGCCAUAGACUUCCAUAUGCUGUUGUUCUUUGCCUUAUAGUAACCCACAUCCUACUUGUGUUGGUACAUCUGGUCUUCAGCAGGCUUUACAUGUUUGAAUUCCUGUUGAGCUUUCUCACACCAGACGUCCUCAGUCAUAGUCAUUAUCCACUAGUUCGAUGCUGCGGUUUGGUUGGCAGGAAAACUUGCAGACUCUUAGGCUAUGGGCCAUGAUGGAGGACCACUGUGUUGGACUACUGUGAACAUAGAUUAAAAACAUCACAGGUGACUCUUACAAAGGGCCAUUUUGAGGGUUUUUUUUAGCCGAAAAGAUGAGCGAUUUUUAUAGAAUUAGUAACAGUUAACAUGUUCUCAAGGGAUUAUAAUACACGUGUGAAAUGAUCUCUUCUUAUGUUUGUCACUGGGGGUUCUAUUCAAUGUUUUAUUUAUGCAUUUGUAGACAUAAAAUGGUACAAACAGAGACAAAGAGUGAUGCAUUGUCUGUUCUACAGAGGAAAUAAAGCUGGAUAGUUUUAACACA